AUGAAGAAGUCAGUUCCAAAGCUUCGGGUAGCGAUCUUAGCACUUGCGUGCUGUCUGUGUCUGCUUCUCAACACCAAUAACUCAGAUUUGUACGGACGCAGAUACCAAAUCACUCGUACGGUCAACCACUUCUUCGUAUCGAUCACUCCCAACUAUAAAACCCUAAAUCUCACUGUCAAACAUCCAGAAACCCUCCGAAGGCAACAGAUCGUGGAAGAUGAAGAACUCGACGUUUCUUGUGCAGGAAGGUACGUGUAUAUGUACCAUCUCCCCAGCAAAUUCAACGACGACGUGAUCAAGAACUGUUCGACCCUCAUCAAAUGGUUCGAUAUGUGUCCGUCCAUGGCGAACUCGGGUCUCGGCCCGAAGGUAGUGGAUUACACUAACCGGGUCUUAACCGGAACCGGUUCUUGGUACGCCACGAACCAGUUCUUGCUCGAGGUGAUUUUCCGGGAGAGGAUGAAACACUACGAGUGUUUAACCAACGAUUCGUCGUUGGCUUCUGCGAUAUACGUCCCGUUCUAUGCUGGGUUCGAUGUGAGCCGUUAUCUGUGGGACACCACCGUGACAGUUAGAGACAGACUCGGGGAAGAACUGGCGAAGUGGCUGUCGGAAAGACCAGAGUGGAUGAGGUUGUACGGGCGAGAUCAUUUCCUGGUGUCGGGCCGAAUCGCUUGGGAUUUCAGAAGGGUUUCCGACGAAGAUUCCGGUUGGGGAAACAAACUGAUGCGUCUGCCCGAAUUGGCGAACACGACGAUGUUAUCGAUCGAGGCGACUGCGUGGGAAAACGAUAUCGCGAUUCCGUAUCCGACGUAUUUUCAUCCCACGAGCGAAUCAGAGGUAACGAGGUGGCAAAGGAAGGUGAAGAAGACGAAGAGGAGGUUUUUGUUCUCAUUCGUUGGAGCUCCGAGGCCGACAAUGGAGGAAUCCGUACGGGGAGAGAUCAUAAGGCAGUGCCUUGCAUCGCAAGGGAGAUGCAACUUUCUGAACUGUUCAGAGACUAAGGAUUGCGAAAAUCCGGUUAAGGUGAUGGAGGUUUUCCAAGAUUCGGUUUUCUGUUUACAACCUCAGGGAGAUUCCGCUACUCGGAGAUCGAUAUUCGAUUCGAUUUUGGCAGGUUGCAUACCGGUUUUCUUCCAUCCCGCAUCGGCUUAUAACCAAUACACCUGGUAUUUCCCCGAGGAUCAUACCAAGUACUCGGUCUACAUCCCAGAGGAAUAUCUGAGAAACCGGACAGUUAGCAUCGAGGAAUCGUUGGUUAAGGUUAACCAGAAGAAGAUACGGGAGAUGAGAGAAGAAGUUGUGAGGCUUAUACCGAAGAUAAUAUACAAAAAACCGAGGCCGGUUAGACCGGUUAAGGAUGCGUUUGAGAUUGCGGUUGGUCGGAUCAUUGAGAGAGUUGCCAAGGUAAAGAAAGAGAUUGAAGAAGGAAGAGAUCCUCAAGCUGAGUUUUCACAAAACAGAGACCUGAGUAAAUUGCGGUGAAAUUGCAGGAUGGGUUCUUAUUUCUCAU
This is a messenger RNA of Tarenaya hassleriana, 1513 nucleotides long. RefSeq names its product probable xyloglucan galactosyltransferase GT12. Gene Ontology annotation, molecular function: glycosyltransferase activity. The record is from RefSeq and is a predicted model, not a curated record. NCBI's taxonomy places the organism in Eukaryota, Viridiplantae, Streptophyta, Magnoliopsida, Brassicales, Cleomaceae. Bases 1 to 1485 code for a protein of 494 amino acids. The transcript has a single exon.